Messenger RNA from Macrosiphum euphorbiae (potato aphid), 2697 nucleotides. NCBI's taxonomy places the organism in Eukaryota, Metazoa, Arthropoda, Insecta, Hemiptera, Aphididae. The record is from the annotation of a GenBank genome assembly.
AUGCCUAACUCCUAUACUUCUAACUCUCUCCUCACCCUUCUAUGGAAUGCUAACGGAUUAAAGAAUCACACAACUGAACUUCUCCUCACCCUUCAGGAAAAAAGAAUUGACAUUGUCCUUAUAUCUGAAACCCACUUCACCUCUAACUCGUACGUCAAUUUCCCUGGUUACGAUUCCUACCGUGCAAACCACCCAGAUAACACUGCUCAUGCAGGAGCAGCAAUAUAUAUAAAAUCUUCACUUAAAUACAUACCACUCCCAAACUUCAUAUCCGACGACAUCCAAUCCUGUGCUAUAUCUCUGAUACUUGAUAAUAUCCCUAUUACAUUCGCAGCUGUUUAUUGUCCACCGAAACACAAAAUCUCCCCGGCCAGAUUCACUGAAAUUUUCUCCACACUCAACAAUAACUACAUCAUAGGUGGCGAUUUAAAUGCAAAGCACCAACAGUGGGGCUGUCGUGCCUCAAACCCCAGAGGAAAUUCUCUCCUCCAAUCACUACCAUCUACCAACUCUACCGUCAUUGCACCUCCAAAUUACACAUACUGGCCUAACUCCCGUCGAAAAAUGCCAGACAUCCUGGAUAUCUUCGUCACUAAGAUUCCAAGGAACCUCCACACUCAAAUAUUUAAUCUCAUUGACCCAUGCUCAGACCAUUCACCAGUCAUGCUUUCACUAGACUGUCUUCCCCAAGCUAAAGCCAACGCCUCAGCUCUAUCUCAAUUUCCAACUGACUGGGACAAAUUCAGUACAAUCCUAUCGGAAAAAACUUGCCUUAAACUCCGCCUAAAGACUCCCUCUGAUAUCGACGACGCAGUAAACCUACUCACAACUAAUAUUCAAACCUCUGUUUGGGACUCAGCCAAACCUGUGCCCUUGCACGUUAAGCCUUCCCCUCAUCUUCCCUCCUACAUACGAACUCUCAUCUCACAAAAACGUCGCGCUCGUGUUAUUUGGCAAAGAACUCGAUAUCCUAUCGACAAAUCCCUUUACAAUGCACUCACCCAAAAGUUGAAACGUCUGCUAGCUAACCUUAAAUCGGAGUCUUACGCAAACUAUAUUUCUUCUCUCACUGGCAUGGAUGGCUCCCUAUGGAAAGCCACUAGGAAACUACUACGAAUUCACAAUUCUCCCCCUACUCUACGUAAUGCUGAUGGUAGCUGGGCACUGUCUGAACAAUCUCAAGCCAACAUAUUUGCCAACCACCUAUCUAACACAUUUCAACCACAUCACAAUAUUAUCUCUCCAACCAAAAUCCAGGAAGUUGAAAGCUAUCUUAACUCUCCUCUUCCAAUGUAUCCGCCUCCUAGAGCUUUUACCCCUGGUGAAGUUGAAUUUAAUCUUAAGAAAAACUCACCGAAAAAAUCUCCUGGUUUUGACUUAAUUUCGACGGAAGUGGUCAAACACCUUCCCAGAAAAACCAUAAUUUUCCUAACACAAAUUUACAAUGCUAUGCUUCGUUUAUCAUACUUUCCUAUAUUAUGGAAAUAUUCUAUCAUAAUACUAAUACCAAAACCAAAAAAACCCCCUGACUGUCCUUCCUCAUAUAGGCCUAUAAGUCUCCUACCAACUCUCUCCAAACAAUUUGAAAAACUUUUUCUCAAACGAAUACUGCCAAUAGUUGAUGAAGCUAAAAUACUACCUGACUCUCAAUUUGGUUUUCGCAACAGUCACUCAACGAUCCAUCAGAUUCAUCGCCUGGUUGACAAAAUUUCAUUUGCCCUAGAGGAAAAAUUAUACUGCACUGGUGCUUUCCUUGACGUCUCCCAAGCUUUCGAUAGAGUCUGGCACUCAGGCCUCCUAUAUAAAUUAAAACCUAUCCUUCCUAGUCACUACUAUCUGAUCCUCAAAUCCUACCUCGAAGAUCGGUUCUUCUCCGUACGUGUAGGUUCUUCCUUCUCCUCUCCUACUGAAAUAAAAGCAGGCGUUCCACGAGGCGCAGUAAUUGCUCCCCUACUCUUCAAUCUCUACAUCUCCGACCAGCCUACUUCACCCCAUACCUUAGUCGGUGAUUUUGCUGACGACAAAGCCAUACUAACAACCAGCCCUGAUCCUGUUUUAGCCUCCUCCUACAUACAAGAUCAUCUCUUCUCCCUUGAAUCGUGGUACAAAACAUGGGGAGUAAAAAUGAACGAAACCAAGUCCAUCCACGGUACCUUUGCACUUCGUCAAGGAGUAUGUCCAACACUUUAUCUCAACAACCAACCACUUCCCCCUGCGCAAUGCGUACGUUACCUCGGUAUCCUUAUCGACCGCCGUCUCACUUGGAAACCUCACAUAAUUAACAAAACUCGUACACUAAAUGACCGCUUCCGGCUCCUUCGUCCACUUCUAACAUCAAAGCACAUGAAACCUUCCAACAAACUCCUGCUCUACAAACUCCUACUCAGACCCAUCUGGACUUAUGGGAUUCAACUAUGGGGCGCUGCCAAAAUCUCCAACAUCAACCGCAUUCAAAGAUUCCAAUCCAAAACUCUACGCACAAUUCUAAAAGCACCAUUCUAUGUCUCUAACCACACCCUCCACACUGAUCUCAAAAUACCAUUUGUCUCUGAACUAGCCAAAACUCAUUAUAAACGUUUCAAUAACCGCCUAGCUCACCAUAAGAAUCCGUUAAUCUCCGACCUAUCAUCUGCUUCUAUCCCAGGUAACCCAGUUAAAAAAAUUAAAAGACAGUGGUGUCGCGACCUGCUAGCCUAA